This is a messenger RNA of Rhododendron vialii, 2578 nucleotides long. RefSeq names its product MDIS1-interacting receptor like kinase 2-like. NCBI's taxonomy places the organism in Eukaryota, Viridiplantae, Streptophyta, Magnoliopsida, Ericales, Ericaceae. The record is from RefSeq and is a predicted model, not a curated record. Gene Ontology annotation, biological process: protein phosphorylation. Gene Ontology annotation, molecular function: protein kinase activity; protein binding; ATP binding. The transcript is spliced from 4 exons. The coding region runs from base 340 to 2031 and encodes 563 amino acids.
AUAACCUUUCUGGUCCUAUUCCACAAGAAUUUCACAAUUUGAAAAACUUGAUCGAGUUGGAAAUGAACGGAAAUCAAUUUUCCGGGAAUCUCCCGGAUAUUUGCCAAGGUGGGAAGCUUCAGAAUUUCACAGUCAUCGCCAAUCAGCUAACGGGCCAUAUUCCUAGAAGCUUGAGAGAUUGCUCUAGCCUAGUCAGAGUCCGCCAACCAACUCACUGGAAACAUAUCAGAAGAUUUUGGGGUCUACCCACAUCUCGACUACUUGGAUCUAAGUCACAACAAAUUCUAUGGCGAAAUCACUGGAAACUGGAGUAAGUGCCCGAAAUUGCAAUCCCUGCGGAUGGCAGGGAACAAUAUCACAGGCAGCAUAUCACUGGAGUUGGGAGAUUCAACUCAACUACACAGGCUUGAUCUUUCGUCGAAUCAUAUGACUGGAGCAAUUCCAAAGGAGUUAGGGAAGUUGAGUUCUUUAUGGGAACUAUAUCUAAAUGACAACCAGCUUUCCGGUGGUAUACCAAGAGAAAUCGGAUCACUGACUGGACUAGAAAAGCUUGACCUGUUGAUAAACAGGUUAAGUGGGCCAAUAUCAGCUGGAAAACUAGAGAAUUGCAUCAAACUACAUUAUUUGAACUUGAGCAACAACAAUUUUAGUCAAGAAAUCCCAGGACAGUUGGGAAAGAUAUCUCCCUUGUCUCAUGUCGAUCUCAGUCGAAAUUCACUUACGGGGGAGAUACCAUCGGAGAUCGCAGGUUUCAAGAGUUUGGAGUUGUUAAACCUAUCCCACAACAAUCUGUCUGGCUUAAUUCCAAACGAGUUCAAAGAAAUGAAUUGGUUGGUGCACAUUGACAUAUCCUUCAAUGAGUUGGAGGGUCCCAUUCCCAUCGGCAAAGCCUUCAUGAAUACUACAAAAGAGAGUCUCCAAGGGAACAAAGGCUUGUGUGGAAAUGUCACAGGAUUGCAGCCAUGCAAAAAUCAAUUUGCAGUGAACAGACACACCUCACAGAAAAAGGACAACCGGACACUUGUUCUUGUAAUCGUGCUCCCUCUUGGUGGAGCGCUUUUACUUCUAGGUGCAUUUGCUGGAUUUCUAAUCAUUUCCGAUCGAAGAAAGAGAGAGUCACAAGCAAAAGAUGCCUCCAAAUAUAAAGAUCUCUUUUCUAUAUCAAUCUACGACGGAAGAGAAAUGUACACUAAUAUCCUAGAAGCCACAGAGAAUUUUGAUGCUGCGUAUUGCAUUGGAAAAGGAGGAUAUGGAGCCGUCUACAAAGCAACACUUCCAUCAGCCAAUACAGUGGCCGUGAAGAAACUUCAUCCCACGUCUGAGAAGGACGAUCCUCCAGGUUUCUUGAACGAGGUAAGGGCACUAACUGAAAUUAGGCAUCGCAACAUAGUAAAGUUUUUUGGGUUCUGUUCACAUGCCCGUAACUCAUUUCUGGUUUAUGAGUACCUCGAAAGGGGAAGCUUGGCUUCGAUUUUCAGCAAAGACGAACAAGCAAAACAAUUGGAUUGGCCAAAAAGGUUGAAUAUUAUCAAGGGUGUGGCACAUGCUUUGUCAUACAUGCACCAUGAAUGCACACCACCAAUCGUUCACCGCGACAUAUCGAGCAAUAACGUCUUGAUUGAUGAGGAGUACGAGGCUCGAGUUUCAGACUUUGGCACAGCUAAGCUCCUAAAGGCGGAUUCCUCCAAUUGGAGUGCACUUGCAGGCACAUACGGAUAUGUUGCACUAGAGCUUGCUUUCACAAUGAAGGUAACUGAAAAGUAUGACGUGUAUAGCUUUGGAGUGUUAGCACUAGAAGUGAUCAAGGGAAAGCAUCCGGGAGAUUUCAUUUCCUCCCUAUCAAUACUGGCCGUUGAAAAUUUCCAGUUGAGAGAUGUAUUGGACCAACGCCUUUCACCUCCUUCUCCUGAAGUUGAGGAGGUAGUGAUGUGCAUUAUAAAGUUGGCAAUUGCAUGCUUGGAUACCAAUCCACAAUCUAGACCCACCAUGCACAUCAUUUCUCAACGGUUGUCUACCAAAAAAAUCCCUUAGAGCUGCGAAGAUUCAUUCAAAGACGAGACAAAGCGACUUUUCCUCUAAGUAUAUAUGGAAUACAAAUACCAAAUAAAACUAAUGCUUUAUUUAGCAUAGUGCAUUGAAUUAGCAAUCCUUCAGAAUUUCUACUGUUUUUUAAGUUGCUUUGUAUUAUCAGCAGAUACUAUUGGCUUGUACUUUUAGUAUUGCGAGUCUUGAAAUGGCAAUGUUGCGACGUUGUGUUUUCCACGAAGGAGACAGGAAGCCAAUUUAAUAUGGGGUUAUACUGUGGGGCAAAUGAAAGCACUAGUCCGAAUAGUUUUCCCAUUUUGUUAAUACCUUUUACGUUACAAAACCCUAUCAAUUGUAUAUAGUCCUUGAAAAAACAUACUACCCAAAAAAAACAGUUCACAAAGUCGGCCCGAAUCAAUUAGUACACAAGCACCCAUCAGUCAUCACACUCGACAUUCCAACCAACAGGCCAUUCAUUACUCGUCAUCAACAGCCUCCAUAUCCGAGCAGAAUAGCUGAACAAAACCUAAAGAGGCUGGAAAUCAGACACCUG